AGGAUCUCAGUGUACUGGUGGCUAUUGUCACAGGCAUGUUCUGAAGUCUGGCUUGUUCCUUCCAAUAUUGUUUGUUAUAUGGCUUCUGAAUUUAGGUUUUAAGUGAGUGUGUUAUGAAGAAUUAUCAACCGUCUUUUUAAUUUAGAAAUAGUGGCGCCAAAGGAUUCUUUGUAGAAAACUUUGACAGCAGCCUUUAAAGUCAUUAUUCCUACAACUCUGAGGCGGUGACCGGGCUAUUGAAAAGAUGCACCUGAAACAGGAUCUGCGGGCAGCUGCAUUUGCCACCCGGCUUUAUUGCUGCUUUCCAGCGGCGAAGGCGCAGCAGCAGUAACAGGGAAGCCAGAGCGAGCCUCCCCGGCAGCGGCGGCGGCGGCGGCGGCGGCGGCACCGGCACCAGCGCAGUUUCCCCUCUCCCCAGCCCUGACUCUACGCGCACAUGCGCACUACGCCCGCAGCCCUGGACCAUUUGUCAGGACUACUCGUGAGACGGAGAAAAAAAAAAGAGAAAAUUUGGGGAACCCUUAGGAGAAAUUUUGAGAGUGGACAGCAAUUGUGAAGAUCGCCAGAGAGUUCUGUGUUUCAUCACCGCCGAAAGGUUAAAAAAUAAAUCAUGACUGAAUCUGCCUCUAGCACAAGUGGUCAAGAGUUUGAUGUGUUCAGUGUUAUGGACUGGAAAGAUGGAGUGGGCACGUUACCAGGAAGUGACUUAAAGUUUCGGGUAAAUGAGUUUGGAGCCCUGGAAGUUAUUACAGAUGAGAAUGAGAUGGAAAAUGUUAAAAAAGCAACUGCUACCACCACUUGGAUGGUACCAACUGCUCAAGAAGCCUACACAGGUGAUUUAGCCAAAAGCCUGCCACUUUUUUUCUCAUCUACUCCGAUGGUUGUAACUAACACCUAUAUGCUGAUGACUCCUAAAUCUACAUCUCCAGCCCCGACCUCUCCCCCGAGCUCCAGGCCCGUAUUUCCACCUGCCUACUGGACAUCUCCACCUGGAUGUCCCACAGUCUUUUCAGAGAAGACUGGGAUGCCUUUCAGGUUGAAGGAUCCAGUGAAAGUAGAAGGGCUUCAGUUCUGUGAGAACUGUUGUCAGUAUGGCAACGUAGAUGAGUGUCUUUCUGGAGGAAACUAUUGCAGCCAGAAUUGUGCUCGGCACAUCAAAGAUAAAGAUCAGAAGGAAGAAAGGGACGUAGAAGAAGACAAUGAGGAAGAAGAUCCUAAGUGUAGUCGGAAGAAAAAACCGAAAUUAUCUCUGAAAGCUGACCCCAAGGAGGAUGGAGAAGAGAGAGAUGAUGAAAUGGAGAACAAACAAGAUGUAAGAAUCCUGAGGGGUUCGCAGAGAGCACGGAGGAAAAGACGAGGGGAUUCGGCUGUAUUAAAGCAGGGUUUGCCUCCUAAAGGAAAGAAAGCGUGGUGCUGGGCAUCCUACCUGGAAGAGGAGAAAGCGGUGGCAGUGCCGGCGAAGCUGUUCAAGGAGCAUCAAUCCUUUCCAUAUAACAAAAAUGGAUUCAAAGUUGGCAUGAAAUUAGAAGGCGUGGAUCCCGAGCAUCAGUCUGUGUACUGUGUCCUCACCGUCGCGGAGGUUUGUGGAUACCGGAUAAAGCUUCACUUUGAUGGGUAUUCUGAUUGCUAUGACUUCUGGGUGAAUGCAGACGCUCUGGAUAUCCACCCAGUUGGGUGGUGUGAGAAAACCGGCCACAAACUCCAUCCUCCAAAAGGGUAUAAAGAAGAAGAAUUCAAUUGGCAGACCUAUCUUAAGACAUGUAAAGCUCAAGCCGCUCCUAAGUCAUUAUUUGAAAAUCAGAAUAUAACAGUGAUCCCAUCGGGCUUUCGAGUUGGUAUGAAGCUUGAGGCAGUAGACAAAAAGAAUCCCUCAUUCAUCUGUGUUGCUACGGUAACAGAUAUGGUGGACAAUCGUUUCCUGGUACAUUUUGACAACUGGGAUGAGAGCUAUGACUAUUGGUGUGAAGCAUCAAGUCCACAUAUUCAUCCAGUUGGUUGGUGUAAAGAACAUAGAAGAACCCUUAUUACUCCACCAGGUUAUCCAAAUGUGAAACAUUUUUCUUGGGAUAAAUACUUAGAAGAAACCAAUUCUUUACCUGCUCCUGCAAGAGCUUUCAAAGUGAAACCUCCUCAUGGAUUCCAGAAAAAAAUGAAGCUUGAGGUUGUAGACAAAAGGAACCCUAUGUUUAUUAGAGUAGCAACUGUGGCAGACACAGAUGAUCACCGGGUAAAAGUUCACUUUGAUGGCUGGAACAAUUGCUAUGAUUACUGGAUAGAUGCAGAUUCUCCUGAUAUUCACCCUGUAGGCUGGUGUUCAAAAACAGGACAUCCCCUUCAGCCUCCUUUGAGCCCCUUAGAAUUAAUGGAAGCUUCAGAACAUGGUGGAUGCUCAACCCCGGGAUGUAAAGGGAUUGGCCAUUUCAAGAGAGCGAGACAUCUGGGCCCUCACAGUGCUGCCAACUGUCCCUAUUCAGAAAUCAAUUUGAAUAAAGACCGUAUUUUUCCAGACCGCUUAAGUGGUGAGAUGCCUCCGGCUAGUCCGUCAUUUCCAAGAAAUAAAAGGACAGAUGCAAAUGAAAGCUCUUCUUCCCCUGAAAUCAGAGACCAGCAUGCUGAUGAUGUCAAAGAAGACUUUGAAGAGAGAACAGAAAGUGAAAUGAGAACAUCACAUGAAGCCAGAGGUGCCCGGGAAGAACCCACCGUCCAGCAGGCACAGCGUCGGUCAGCUGUCUUUCUGUCCUUUAAGUCCCCAAUUCCAUGUCUGCCCUUGCGCUGGGAGCAGCAAAGCAAACUUCUUCCAACUGUCGCAGGAAUCCCUGCCAGUAAAGUUUCCAAAUGGAGCACAGACGAGGUGUCAGAAUUUAUACAGAGCUUACCUGGGUGUGAAGAACAUGGAAAGGUAUUUAAAGAUGAACAAAUUGAUGGAGAAGCAUUUCUACUUAUGACUCAAACAGACAUUGUUAAAAUUAUGAGCAUUAAACUGGGCCCUGCUCUCAAAAUUUUCAAUUCCAUCCUGAUGUUCAAAGCUGCAGAGAAGAAUUCUCACAAUGAACUUUGAAGAUGGUGAAUUCUGAAUACCAUCAGCAUUCUGCUUUAAAGCUCAUGUUUUAUUCAAAGCACAAGGACGGUUAUAACUCCUAAGUGAGAAGUCUCCAAAACUCAAAAGAGCAACACUAUCGGAUUAUUUAUAUUACUCAAGAGACAAUAUAUAUGAAUUCUUAUGAAAGUGCUUGAGCUUUUAACCAGGUACUGUCUAACAACAGUCAUCUUUUGGUUCUGUUCACUGAGCUAAAUUUAUCUUUGUAAAUCUUUUUGAGUCUGGGGGGUGGGGGGAAGGGGGACUUCAUUAAUUAUUUAUGGUAAUGGGGGGGCAGAGUAAGAACUUUUGGCAUUUUGUAAACAUUGUUGAAUUCUCUUUCAUGUACACUGUUUCUUUUUCAAUACUUUCAGAAACCUUUUUAUAUAAUCAAAUUUCAAUUUAAACCAAAUUAGUCAAAACCUGGCUAAGUUUAGCCAGUAGGACUGUUAUCUGUAUUGUUAAUUUUGUGCCAUAUUUUGAAUUGCAACAUUAUGCUAAGUAUAACUUUGCAAGUCAUGAUAUUGCCUAACUGCUUGUCGUAAUUGUCAGGGCUGAAUAGUUGUAAGAAUGACUUUUCUUUGAAUCAGUAUUUUUCCUUUUGCACGCAUUAUGAAAUGUUAAACAAAUUACUUUUCACCAGCAUCUUUACUAUAAUUACCAAAAACAUGUAUAUAAAAGAAUGGAAUUGAAAAAUAAAAUAUAUAAACAUAAAUAAAUUAGGUAGUGUAUUUUGAGUGGCAUCAGUCUCACUCAUCUUGGUGCCCUGGUGUUUACAAGAGCCAGAUGGUGUCAGAGGAGUAUGCAGUUGUAUGCAGUUAUGGUUGGGGGGAAUGUUUGUGAGGGUCUUGAACUAUUUAUGAGAUGAUCUUGAGCUUCUAAUUGUCAUUGAUGAAAUUGUGGUGGUUUACAGAGACUAAGAGCUCAUUCUGUCAACAGAAACACUAAUCUGUACAGAGCGCUGUCUCAGGUCAUGCAUUGUCCUCCAAACCCAAAGGUUUUUUUCAGGGUUGGCUAAAGAGCGAGUGUCGUGAUUUUGCUGAAAAGACAAGGUGUGAAGGAGCAACUUCAGUUGACACAAAAUUUGAAAUGCUCACAGAUCAGGGAGGUGAUUUCCCAAAGUAAUUGCCCAAGAACCUCCGUUUUGGAAGGAUUCCUUUUUCUGUAGAAUACUUUGCCUCGAUAUAUAAGCAUACAGAUGCACUUUAAAUGAAAACCCUUGAUUAUAAAUUGAUAGCUGGUAGUGUUUCUUUUGCAAGAAUGCAUUUCUAAGGCAAAAGGUAAAUUAUUUUGUCCGUCUGUUGAUGUACUUUCUGAUUCCAGGAUUGGAUAUUUAUUCAAGGACUAUUUUAAAAAUAGAAAGUAAGUUUGUAGCAUGCUGUCUGAAUUCUGGGGUAAGUUCCACCUCUUCUUUAGUUGCUUUCGUUUUUUAUGAUGUAGGACUUCCUUUGAUAUCCCUGUUGGAAGUCCAUUAGCAGUCCUUUGCAUUUGUCAAUUCAAGGUAAAACAGGGUCAGUGACAUCUGCAGUGUCCCAGUCAUUUAUUUGCAUGAAUCUGCUUAAAUAAGUUUUUUGUUGCUGUUUUUUCUUUUUUAUGUUCAGAAUUUGUACAUUCAAGUUGUACUUGUUAUAUCUGAUAUGAAUGAAAUAAAAUCUUAAUUACA
Molecule: messenger RNA, 4739 nt
Organism: Pan troglodytes (chimpanzee)
Lineage: Eukaryota; Metazoa; Chordata; Mammalia; Primates; Hominidae
Gene: L3MBTL3
Product: L3MBTL histone methyl-lysine binding protein 3
Exons: 25
Coding region: 611-3058 (815 amino acids)
Biological process (GO): negative regulation of DNA-templated transcription
Cellular component (GO): nucleus
Molecular function (GO): zinc ion binding; chromatin binding; histone binding
Source: RefSeq, a predicted model, not a curated record